Molecule: messenger RNA, 2997 nt
Organism: Odocoileus virginianus texanus
Lineage: Eukaryota; Metazoa; Chordata; Mammalia; Artiodactyla; Cervidae
Source: RefSeq, a predicted model, not a curated record
CCCACCCCAGGGUCCCCUCUCCACUCCAGACUCCCCUUCCUCCCCUCCCCCCGUCUGUGCUCCCCGCUUCUAGCCUUCGCUUACACCCCUUCGCAGGGGCCCAGGUGGUAGAAGGGAGCGAGGAGGAGGGGCCCGAGGCCAAGGUGGAAGCAGGGAUGGAGCCCGGUGAACCCAACAGGCUGCCAUCAGAGCCCGCGUCGUUGGAAGGGGAGCGCAGAGCAGAAUCUAAAUUAAAACAAGGCGUUUCACAAGACUUGGUUUCUUCCCCCAAAUUAGACAGAUUCAAAAUAGCAAAGCAACUAACAGACAAGGCAAUCAAGGAAAAGAAGAUCUUCUCCAUCUACGGACACUACCCAGUGAUCCGGACCACCCUGAGGAGGAAGGGCUGGGUGGAAAAGAAAUUCCACUUUCUGACCAAGUUCGUGCCGAGCGUCGACGGCGACGGGGAAGGGGUGCCGGACAACAAACAUGCUGAAGGCAAAGAGAAUCAAGAUGUGGCUUCAGAGAAAGCAGACGACAUCCACGAUGUGAUGUCCAGGUUGGUAAAAAAUGAAACGCCCUACUUCCUCUGGACAAUCAAAAGGGACAUCGUCGACUAUCACAGCCUGAGCUGUGACCAGGUGCUGAACCACUACGGGAAGACCGCGUCCUUCACCACCAAGAUCGGGCUGUGUGUGAGCAUGCGGAGCCUGCCGUGGUACGUCCAGGCCAACCCCGACACCUUCUUCCCGCGCUGCUACAGCCUCUGCACGGAGGGUGAGAAGCAGGAGUUCCUGGACGACUUCCGGCGCACGGUGGCCUCCAGCAUCCUGAAGUGGGUGGUCAGCCAGCAGAGCAGCAGGAGCAAGCCGAGGAGCAGGCGGGACGAGGCCCGCGAGAGCGCCGCCAGCCGCAGGAAAGACAGUACAUUCGUUAUAACUGAUGAACCCACACUGACACGUCAUCAUCAGAGUCCACAGUCUACGCCAGGGCUUCCUCUUGGUUUGGACAAAGUUCCUGAGGGAGCAGGAUCGAGGCUCACGGGCCUGUCAGGGCAGCUCGUGGACGUCGCGUGCAAGGUGUGCAAGGCCUACCUGGGGCGUCUGGAGCACGAGGACAUCGACCUCACCGAGGACGCCGCCAGGGCCCUCACGGAGGACGAGUGGAGUGACCUGACCCAGCAGUACUACGCGCUCAUCCAUGGCGAGGCCUUCAUCCCCAGUUCCAGAAAUCACUUUUCGCAGUGCCAGGCCCUGCUGAACAAAAUCGCCUCCGUGAACCCCCAAACCGAGAUCGACGGGUUUCGGAACAUCUGGAUCAUCAAGCCUGCAGCCAAGUCCCGAGGCCGAGACAUAGUGUGCCUGAACCACGUGGAGGAGAUCCUGGAGCUCGUGGCUGCCGACCAGCCGCCCGCCAAGGACAACAAGUGGGUGGUGCAGAAGUACAUCGAGACGCCGCUGCUCAUCUAUGACACCAAAUUCGACAUCCGGCAGUGGUUCCUGGUCACCGACUGGAACCCGCUGACCAUCUGGUUCUACAAGGAGAGCUAUCUGCGCUUCUCAACGCAGCGCUUCUCCCUGGACAAACUGGACAGCGCCAUCCACCUGUGCAACAACUCCAUCCAGAAGCACCUGAAGAACGACAAGGACCGCAGCCCCCUGCUGCCCUGUCACAACAUGUGGACCAGCACCCGAUUCCAGGAGUACCUGCAGAAGAGGGGCCGCGGGGCCGUGUGGAGCAGCGUCAUCUACCCGUCCAUGAAGAGGGCCAUCACCAACACCAUGAAGGUGGCCCAGGACCACGUGGAGCCACGCAAGAACAGCUUCGAGCUGUACGGCGCCGACUUCAUCCUCGGGCGCGACUUCAGGCCCUGGCUGAUCGAGAUCAACUCCAGCCCCACCAUGCACGCGUCCACGCCCGUCACGGCGCAGCUGUGCGCGCAGGUGCAGGAGGACACCAUCAAGGUGGUGGUGGACCGCAAGGCCGACCGAAACUGCGACAUCGGCAACUUCGAGCUGCUGUGGAGACAGCCUGCGGUGGAGCUGCCCACGUUCCAGGGCUCCGAUUUGCUCGUGGAAGGCGUGGGCAUGAGGAAAGCCAAGAAGCAGAUGCCAGUGAUCGCCAGCUUUGACUCUGUGCCUCCGCUCUCGGACAUCCAUCUGCUGAAACAGAGGUGCCCCUCAGCCAUGCUAGACCUGGACCGGGGACCCCCACUCAUGGCUCUGCACCAGGAUUUGAAACUGAGAGGCGAAAAGGUACUUCCUUGCACCUUGCCUGUGCACUUACACAGGCUGGUGGAGAGGAGCGCUAAAGCCAAGAGUGGCCACAGGGAGUCCGGCAGGAAGCUCGAACUCCCCUCCUGCACCUCUCAGCACCCAGACAACAAGGCCCCCCGCCCCGCUCUUGCCAAGGCCGAGUCCGACAGACACUCAGAUCCAAACUCGUUACAUGUGCACCCACUGCCGCCUGUGCUUCCAAGUGUGAAGACCGCAGAGGGUGCUCCGUUUCAGCCGCCCAGACCACCAGGCUGGAAGUCCAAAACCGAGGUGUUGGCACGGCCGGGCUCUCAGAGCUGUAGAACCUCCCGCCUCUUCCAGCUUCUGGCGGCCACUGGCAGUCCUUGUUCCCUGGCUUACGGACACAUCGCGCCAGUCUUUGCCCUGCUUCACGCGGUGUGCUUCCUGUGUAUCACUCUGUCCAGAGUUCCCGCUCUGUUAAAAGGACAGCAGUUGUUGGAUUGGGUCCUGCCCUCCUCUGAUGUGACCUCAUUUUACCUUGAUUACAUCUUCAAAUGGUGGACGUGAACCUAGCAGGUGGGAACACCGGGCACUGCGAGCGUGGCCAGAGGGAUGCGUGCUGGGCGGCUCCCUUUGGUGCCAGUCCCUGGUGCUGACGGGGGCUUGUUUGCCUCUGGAGGAGGUGAUGCUGUGCAUUUGCUUUGUCCUAUUUACUAAUAAAAUGGCUUAUUUUCAGACACACACCGGCCAUCUAGGUCUCCUCCCCUGAAAAGCGGGUCUU